AGCGUUAGCACAGACUGAGCUCGGCGUUAAAUACUUCGGCAGCGCUCUUGAGGCGAGUCUGUCCUGUCUUUCGUUCAUUGUAAACUAGUUUCAUACCUUGCUAGCAGCUUGUUAGUUUGUUCAUCUUUCACAAUGGCUUUAUUUUGGUGCAGAACGAUUUAGUCACCGACGCAGAGGUGUUGUUUUUUUCCGUGUAACCGAGAAAUGAUUCGUUGGAAGAUGGGUUGUUUGAGCCAGCUCGGCUUCUUCGUCUUCUUGUUGUUGUUGUUGUUUUUAGCUUCAUUCGCCCAGUGCCGAAGUUUAAAAUGUCCCGAUGGGAAGCCCUGCUCGGACCGACCUCCUGUGGUACUGAUUCCAGGCGAUCUCGGGAACCAGCUGGAGGCUAAGCUAGAUAAACCCAGCGUCGUCCACUAUAUCUGUUACAAGAAGACUACAGAUUACUUCACGCUGUGGCUGAACCUGGAGCUGUUGGUUCCUGUGGCCAUCGACUGCUGGAUCGAUAAUAUGAGGCUGAUCUACAAUCGCACUACUCGAAGUACCGAAGCACCUCCGGGCGUGUACAUCCAGGUGCCUGGCUUUGGCAGCACGUCUGUCCUGGAGUACCUCGACCCGAGUAAACAAAGCGUGGGAAGGUACUUCUUCAAUAUAGUGCAAGCCAUGGUGGAUUGGGGUUACACCAGAGACGGAGAUGUCAGAGGGGCACCUUAUGACUGGAGAAAGGCUCCCAAUGAGAACAAGGAGUACUUUCUGAAUCUGCAGGGGAUGAUUGAGAACAUGACACAUACAUACGGUGGUCCAGUGGUUCUCAUCGCUCACAGCAUGGGCAACAUGUACACACUGUACUUCCUCAACCAGCAGCCACAGGCCUGGAAGGAUAAAUACAUCAAGGCAUUUGUGUGCCUGGGCCCUCCGUGGGCUGGCGUGGCCAAGACACUGCGCGUUAUGGCCAGUGGUGAUAAUAAUCGUAUUCCGCUGAUCAGCCCUCUGACAAUCCGCACCCAGCAGCGGACUGCUGUGUCUACGCCAUGGCUCUUCCCGUAUGCACACACGUGGCCGCAUGAUGUACCGCUCGUCUCCACACCUAGCGCCAACUACACCGUGAAAGACUACGAGCGUUUCUUCAAGGACAUCGGCUUCGAGGAUGGCUGGGCCAUGCGCCAGGAUACGGAGCCUCUGGUGCAGGCCCUGCAGGCCCCCGGGGUUCCUGUGCACUGUCUGUACGGGACAGGCAUUGCCACGGAGGAGAGUUACUACUACAGCACGUUCCCAAACAGCGAGCCCACGGUGGUGAAUGGUGACGGAGAUGGCACAGUGAACUUGAGGAGCGCCAUGCAGUGCAAACGCUGGCAAGCCGAGCAGAAGCAGCCCGUGCAUCUUCUGGAGCUGCCAGGGAAUGAGCAUGUGGCCAUGCUGCUAAACUACACUACCGUUGCAUACAUUAAAAACGUGCUGUUAGCUCCCUGACGCACACAACACUUUCAUCUCCACCCUUUAAUUGGCAGAAAUGAUCAGUCACACCUGACUGAAAGACCUCCGUUCUGCUUUUAUAAUGAAAAUGUUACCCCUUUGAGGUUCACUACUACUUCUGUUUUUAAAUGCUUUGGUUUUUCAUUAGAAUAGCGCUUGGCACGAUGCCACUUUAAGAGAAAUGACUGGGGUCAGAUUCCUAACUGAAAAUGCCUCAGUUCUGCUUUUUACACCAAAUCCACCACUACCACUUCUUUAUUUCUGAUUUGAAAAUGUCCAGUGGUUAUGUGGGUACCUGUGUCUUGGAGAGUAGUUAGAUGGAUACAUUAGUCUGUUUAAACAUGAGGGAUCUCUAACGAGUUAUUCCAUGUGUAUGUUCUUGGACACAGUCAGAAAAGGAGUGCAAGUUUGUAUGUGGGUUGUUAAAAUUUUUUGUAUUUUUAAGUUAUUAAUGUCAUUUUAAAUUAUUUCACUUCUGCUAAUACUAAUGUACCUGUGAUUUUUUUUUUUUUUUUUUUUCUUCUCACUUCUCUGAGAACUGCGGUGAAUCAUGAUACUGCUAUGACUUUGAUUAUUGUUAAUUAUACCAAAAAUAUUGUUUUAUUAGAUAUAAAUUAGGUUAUAUUUUGAAUGUAUUAUUAUUGAUUUUUUUUUUUUUUUGCUUAUAUUUAAUUUAAAUCCGAGGCUAAAAAGACACAGCUGCCUUUGCAGACAUGCACAAGGCAGAGAUCUGAACUUUGGUCAUUCCAUCACCAGUAUAUUCAUGCUGACAUGUUUACGGUGAACUCGGUUGUUCUGUGAUCUGUACUAAGUUUUCAUUCCCAGAUCAACUUGUAAAAUUUACAUUAGUACAGAAUCAAAAAAUCUCAUCUAUAUAUAAAAAAUUAUACAGUUUAAAUGCCAUACUUCCCAGGUAUAACCUUUCAUAUACAGUCAAACUGAAGGUGUAUAUAUAGCAUUACAUGUAAAUAGCAUUGUAUUUCUUAAGAAGAGAUUUAUGAGUCUUUUUAAUGUUCAUUAUGAAUGGAUUUUGACUAAUUUUUGCUGUAAAACCUCUUUGUUCCAAAUGUGCCCUUAAUGCAUUUAUUGCAAGUCAGAUGUGCUGCCCAAGUACUUGCCUAAUUGUUGGUUUAAGAAUCAAGAGAAAUGAUUGUUCAGUUUCUGUAGCUAUCGGUCGUUAUUUUUGCUGUUAUUCUGGUAAAGUAGUGGGUUCUGGAGGUCAAACGGGACUCAUUUCAACAUUAAGUAUUUGGGUUUCUUGCAUGUUUUACCACCAUUUUAUUGAUUUGUUGUUUUAUUAAAUUUAUUUUUGGUGGGUUAAAGGGAUGUGAUAACUGUAUUAUUGAUGAACAGCUUUACUCAGUGCUGUCCUAGAAUGCCAUUUCCUUGGUUCUGUGACUGUGAUCCCAUGAGCCCUUACAAAUCAGUAUUGCUCAUUUUAGUUACAAAGAGAAAAUGCUCUUGUUGUGCCUUUUUUAAACUUGUCAAGAGUGUUUGUAUUCUACACUGGUUGAACAAUGUGGAUUUUAAGGUUAACCUGUCCUCUGUCUGACUCAUUUUCUCAGGUGUUUUACAAUACCAGGUUUUGCAGGAAGGUAGUGGUGGCUCAGCAGUUAAGGCUUUGGGCUAUUAAUUAGAAGCACUUCCAAAGCUGCCAUCAUAGAGGCCCUUAAGCAAGUUCCUUAAACUGUAUUUGGUAAUGUCAAUUGUAAAUAAAUGAAUGAAUGAUUAAAUGUG
Ictalurus punctatus (channel catfish) is the source of this 3204-nucleotide messenger RNA. It is a transcript of the gene pla2g15, whose product is annotated as phospholipase A2, group XV. The transcript has 6 exons. The coding region runs from base 205 to 1464 and encodes 419 amino acids. Gene Ontology annotation, biological process: phosphatidylcholine metabolic process; ceramide metabolic process. The record is from RefSeq and is a predicted model, not a curated record. Gene Ontology annotation, cellular component: lysosome. Lineage: Eukaryota; Metazoa; Chordata; Actinopteri; Siluriformes; Ictaluridae.